Molecule: messenger RNA, 237 nt
Organism: Dichomitus squalens LYAD-421 SS1
Lineage: Eukaryota; Fungi; Basidiomycota; Agaricomycetes; Polyporales; Polyporaceae
Exons: 2
Cellular component (GO): cytoplasm; nucleus
Molecular function (GO): protein binding
Source: RefSeq, a predicted model, not a curated record
UAUGCCUUGGACCACGGUCAACCCGUUAACUCAGUCGUUGAUGGCGUUCUCCCUCUCCAUGUCGCGAGCUCUGGUGGAAACGACCUCAUAGUCCGUCUGCUUAUCGAGCGCGGCGCAGACGUGAACGCCCCAAGGCUUCCCCGCAAAUACUCUAGCGACAAACACAGGGCCAAUUCGGCGCCCAUCGUUGGAACGUCUGGCUCUACCCCCCUCCACUUUGCCGCGGCGAACGGACAC